CUCCGGGCGGCGGGCGCCGCGGUGCCUUGUGUGGGAUGUAAGCGCGGAGGCCGAGGCCCGCCGCCAUGGGGCUGAAGGCCGCCCAGAAGACGCUCUUCCCGCUGCGCUCGAUCGACGACGUGGUGCGCCUGUUCGCUGCCGAGCUGGGCCGAGAGGAGCCGGACUUGGUGCUCCUAUCCUUGGUACUGGGCUUCGUGGAGCAUUUCCUAGCUGUCAACCGCGUCAUCCCCACCAACGUGCCCGAGCUCACCUUUCAACCCAGCCCGGCGCCCGACCCUCCCGGCGGCCUCACCUACUUCCCAGUUGCUGACCUAUCCAUCAUCGCUGCGCUCUAUGCCCGCUUCACCGCCCAGAUCAGAGGUGCCGUCGACCUGUCUCUGUACCCCCGCGAAGGGGGUGUCUCCAGCCGCGAGCUGGUGAAGAAGGUCUCCGAUGUCAUCUGGAACAGCCUUAGCCGCUCCUACUUCAAGGAUCGGGCCCAUAUCCAGUCACUCUUCAGUUUCAUCACAGGCACCAAACUGGACAGCUCUGGUGUGGCCUUUGCUGUGGUGGGGGCCUGCCAGGCUCUGGGUCUUAGGGAUGUCCACCUGGCUCUGUCUGAGGACCACGCCUGGGUUGUGUUUGGUCCCAAUGGAGAGCAGACAGCUGAGGUCACCUGGCAUGGCAAGGGCAAUGAGGACCGAAGGGGCCAGACAGUCAACGCGGGUGUGGCUGAGCGGAGCUGGCUGUACCUGAAAGGAUCAUACAUGCGCUGUGACCGCAAGAUGGAGGUAGCUUUCAUGGUAUGCGCCAUCAACCCUUCCAUUGACCUGCACACUGACUCCCUGGAGCUGCUGCAGCUGCAGCAGAAGCUGCUCUGGCUGCUCUAUGACCUAGGACAUCUGGAAAGGUACCCCAUGGCGCUGGGGAACCUGGCAGAUCUGGAGGAGCUGGAGCCUACCCCUGGCCGGCCAGACCCACUCACCCUCUACCAUAAGGGCAUUGCCUCAGCCAAGACUUACUACCGGGAUGAGCACAUCUAUCCCUACAUGUACCUGGCUGGCUACCACUGUCGCAACCGAAAUGUGCGCGAAGCCCUGCAGGCCUGGGCCGACACGGCCACUGUCAUCCAGGACUACAACUACUGCCGAGAAGACGAGGAGAUCUACAAGGAGUUCUUUGAAGUAGCCAAUGAUGUCAUCCCCAACCUGCUGAAGGAAGCAGCUAGCCUGCUGGAGGCUGGGGAGGAGCGGCCAGGGGAGCAGACCCAGGGCGCCCAGAGCCAGGGGUCUGCCCUCCAGGACCCAGAGUGCUUCGCCCAUCUGCUUCGGUUCUACGAUGGCAUCUGCAAAUGGGAAGAAGGCAGCCCCACGCCGGUGCUGCACGUGGGCUGGGCCACCUUCCUUGUGCAGUCCCUAGGCCGUUUUGAAGGACAGGUGCGGCAGAAGGUGCGAAUCGUGAGCCGGGAAUCAGAGGCCGCCGAGGCGGAGGAGCCCUGGGGCGAGGAAGCCCGGGAAGGCCGGCGGCGAGGUCCGAGGCGGGAGUCCAAGCCCGAGGAGCCCCCACCUCCCAAGAAGCCGGCGCUGGACAAGGGCCCAGGCGCGGGGCAGGGCAUGGUGCCAGGACCCCCCCGGAAACCCCCAGGGACGGUCCCAAGCACUGCCCGGGGCCCUGAAGGCGGCAGCAUGGCCCCAGCUCCUGCGCCUGCCGCGUCGCCACCUCCAGAGGGUCCGGUGCUCACUUUCCAGAGCGAGAAGAUGAAGGGCAUGAAGGAGCUGCUGGUGGCCACCAAGAUUAACUCGAGCGCCAUCAAGCUGCAGCUCACCGCGCAAUCACAAGUGCAGAUGAAGAAGCAGAAGGUGUCUACACCCAGCGACUACACUCUUUCCUUCCUUAAGCGGCAACGCAAGGGCCUCUGAGCUGCACACUGGGACUCCUUAUUAGCUCAUCCGAGCUGAUGUUCAGUCCCGAUCCAGGCUCCACCCCAGCCCUCCCUCAGCGAGCCUAGGUUCCGCCCCAGCCAAUGGGACUUAGGCCGGGCCCCCGGGCCCCACCCCUACCCGGAAUCUAGGCUUGGGUGCCCUGGUCCCCGAGUCCCACUACCCCAGCGCUAUACUGGAAUAUAGGUCCCAUCCCCAGCAUCCCAGCUGGCCCGUUGAAACCUCACCUGGGCCCCAUAAAGGUCCAACCACGGGAAACUCAGGCCCCACCUCAGAAUCCAGGCUCUAACCGUAGGCCUGACCAGUGUUGCUCUGGGUUGCUCUUAGCCCAUGGGGCUGAAGUUUCACCCUAAACUCCGGACGCGCAGGUCCCGCCUCCAGCCCAGGAACUUAUGGCCCCGCUCGUAGAAUAUUUCCGCACUUCACAAUUACAUCCCUUGGGAAUCCAAGCCCCCUACCCUCCAAAAUUUUAAAGGAGCGCUUUCAGAAUUUGGAAAUUCUAGCUUUCUCCUUUCCCUGUCCCACGAGUCCGGGAUACGAAAGUCCUCCAGCCUCUGUGAAUUCUGAGCUCCGCCCCCUUCCUGACCAACUGGCUCCAGAUCAGAGCAGACCUCUCUUCCGACCCUCUGGGAACCUUCGCUAGGUCCAGCCCGUCUCGGGGGACCCAGGAGGAAAUCUGCCGGGGUUUGUGAUUGGAUGAGGGGAGCCUGAUCUCUGUUUUGUACAUAGAUU
Molecule: messenger RNA, 2651 nt
Organism: Molossus molossus (Pallas's mastiff bat)
Lineage: Eukaryota; Metazoa; Chordata; Mammalia; Chiroptera; Molossidae
Gene: MEN1
Product: menin 1
Exons: 10
Coding region: 66-1898 (610 amino acids)
Biological process (GO): regulation of transcription by RNA polymerase II; negative regulation of cell population proliferation; negative regulation of cell cycle
Cellular component (GO): histone methyltransferase complex; nucleus; chromatin
Molecular function (GO): Y-form DNA binding; transcription cis-regulatory region binding; chromatin binding
Source: RefSeq, a predicted model, not a curated record